Phycodurus eques (leafy seadragon) is the source of this 4127-nucleotide messenger RNA. RefSeq names its product endoplasmic reticulum metallopeptidase 1. Gene Ontology annotation, biological process: proteolysis. The coding region runs from base 259 to 2955 and encodes 898 amino acids. The transcript is spliced from 15 exons. Gene Ontology annotation, molecular function: metalloexopeptidase activity. The record is from RefSeq and is a predicted model, not a curated record. NCBI's taxonomy places the organism in Eukaryota, Metazoa, Chordata, Actinopteri, Syngnathiformes, Syngnathidae.
GGGAGGUAAGUCGUUAUUAAAAGCUACGUCAAGAACAAGGAAUACAAUGCCAGUAAUGGCAAAGUAAACCCAAUUGAGUUUGCAGGGGUUUGUUGUAUUCGCUUUUCAUGGUGACGUGUUACGAAGGCCCGCCCCUACUACGCUGUUUGUCCCUCCUCUCCUUCCAUCCGCUACCCCGGAAGAAGGAGGAACAAAAAGAAAAGCGACGACGCGCCUGGCAGCGACGCUUCCCGCCGAUGUGCCGCUUGCUCUUAAAAAAUGGAGAGCGACACCACCGUCCGGAGAAUAAAGCCACCGUUCGGGACACACAGCGAUGGAGCGCCGCCCCACGCGGGCUCCGGGGGCUACUCGGAGGACAACAACGGCUGGAACGGCAGCGGCGUUAGUGAGCCGAAGAGGAAGCCCGACGUGAACUUGUACCUGCUCCGAGAGGGGCCGGCGACUUCCCUGGUGUGCGUGUUUAUUCUGCUUCUGUGGGGACUCGUUCACUUGUCUCUGCAGCAGCUCGUCAUAGGGAAGCCGAGCGGGGAGUUCAACGCGGAGAGAGCCAGGCAGCACCUGGAGCGCAUCACCAGCGUGGGGCCACGGCCGGUGGGCAGCCACGAGAACGAGGUGUUGACUGUGAACUACUUGCUGGAGCAGAUCGAGAAGGUCCGCGCGACCACGGCGGAAGGCCCUCACCAUCAGCUCAGCGUGGACGUGCAGCGGCCCACCGGCUCCUUCUCCAUCGAUUUCUUGGGCGGCUUCACCAGCUUCUAUGACCGCGUCACCAAUAUCGCCGUGCGCCUGGAACCCAAAGGCGGCUCGCAGCAUCUCAUGCUGGCCAACUGCCACUUUGACACUGUGGCCAACAGUCCAGGUGCGAGCGACGAUGCCGUGAGCUGCGCCGUCAUGCUGGAAAUCCUCCGCUCGCUCGCCAACCAUUCCACUCCUCUUCUCCACGGCGUCAUCUUCCUCUUUAACGGGGCGGAGGAAAACGUCUUACAGGCCAGUCACGGGUUCAUCACUCAGCACCCGUGGGCCAAACAGGUGCGAGCCUUCAUUAACUUGGAGGCCGCAGGCGUCGGUGGCAAGGAGGUUGUUUUCCAGACAGGUCCGGAGAACCCCUGGCUGGUCCAGGCGUACGUGCACGCCGCCAAACACCCCUUCGCCUCCGUGGUGGGCCAGGAGGUCUUCCAGAGCGGCAUCAUCCCCUCCGACACGGACUUUCGCAUCUACAGGGACUUUGGUAACAUCCCAGGCAUUGACCUGGCGUUCAUCGAGAACGGGUUCAUCUAUCAUACCAAGUACGACACUGCUGACAGAAUCCUCACAGGCUCCAUUCAGAGAGCAGGGGACAACAUCCUGGCCGUCCUCAAGCACCUGCUCAUGUCGGAGAAGCUGGCCGACUCCUCCGAGUAUCGCCACGGCAACAUGGUCUUCUUCGACGUGCUGGGCGUAGCCGUGGUGGCGUACCCGGCGCGCGUCGGCACCAUCCUCAACUACAUGGUCGCCGUGGCAACCUUCGUGUAUCUGGCCAGGAAAGCCUCUCAGCCAGGCAACCGCGGCAGGCGUUACGUUCGAGAUCUGGCAUGCGCCACGGGCGUGGCGCUGCUCAGCUGGUUGGCGGCCUUGCUGUCGGUUCUGAUCGUGGCCGUGCUGGUGACGCUGCUGGGCCGCUCCAUGUUCUGGUACACCCACUUCUACGCCUCAGUGUGUCUCUAUGGUUCCGCCGCCACCGGCAAGAUGGUGCUGGUGCACACGUUGGCCAAGAACCUCUACUACAGGGGCGUGCGCAUGGUGGAGUUGGGCGAGCUGUACCUGGACGUGAGCCUCUUGCUGUGGUGCUGCAGCCUGCUGUGGAUGACCCAGCGCGGCCUGUGCUCGGCUUAUGUGCCCAUGCUCAUGGUGGCCUUCCCGCUGGUCGCCAAGCUGGUGCUGGCCAACGAGUUCAGGAACCGAGGCGCGUCGCUCAAGUACAGCGUCCUGUAUCUGGCGGGCCUGGCCUUGCCCUACCUGCAUAUCAUGUUCCUCAUUUGGGUGGUCUUUGAGAUCUUCACGCCCAUCAUGGGCCGCAGCGGCACCGAGAUCCCCCCCGAGGUGGUCUUGGCCGCCCUGGUUACCAUGGCCACCGUUUUCCUCUCCUCCUUUUUCCUCCACUUCGUCUACUUGGUGAGGAGCACCAAGUGGAUUCUGGCGGGCCUGGGCUCCGUCUUCACCGUCACGUUCCUGCUGGUGUCCUGCGGCCUCCUCUUCCCGUAUUCGGGAAAUCCCGAUAGCCCGCGGCCCAAGAGGGUCUUCCUACAGCACACGACACGCACCUUCCGCGACGUGCAGGGCCGCGUGGAGUGGCGCGACUCGGGCGUGUGGAUCAACAGCUUCGACUACACGGGCAUGCAGCACUUGGCGCCACACGUGCCCCACAUCGACGACGACGGCGUGCACACCCGUUGCCGCGACGACCGGCCCUUCUGCGGCUUCCCCUGGUUCCUGCCCGUCAAGUUCCUCAGCAAGAAGAGCUGGUACCUCCCCGCUCCCGACGUUUCUCCGAGCUCCCCGGUGGACUUCCGCCUGGUGUCCAAGGAGCAGACCGCCUGGGGAACGGUCAAGAUGACGUUCAGCGUCAAAGGGCCCAGCCACAUGUCGCUCUACUUGAUGCCUCACCGCGGAGCGAGUCUCUCCACGUGGUCCUUCGGAGACGGCACGGCGCGCUUUGACCUGAGCGGAGAAUACUUUGUCUUCUACUCGCACGGCCUGGACGCGCCCACGUGGACCUUCUGGUUUGAAAUACAGCCGCCCAGCGAGUCGUCCCCGUCGGUGUCGGGCCCCGAGGGGAUGAUCUCGGUGGCCAUCUCCACCCACUACUUCUUCGGGGAGGACCAGAAGACGCCUCGGCUGGAGGAAAUCCUCGGCCGUUUCCCCUCGUGGGCCUUCCCCUCGUCUUGGGUCAGCACCUACGACAUGUACCGAUACUGAGGCGCCCGCCCGCACAGGUUCUCCAUGUCUUCACGGGCACGCGCACACACGCAGCCUGAGAGACCCCCAGCAUCACUGUGUCAAGUAGCAAGUUGACGCCCCGCUCGCUCGGUGCAAACAAGUUUGAUUUGAUUUCUCUCCAAUCUGUGGUGCCUUCUUUCUUCCCCUCACAUGCUAACACACUAAGACGCUACCUCCUCCUCUUCAUCAGCACACAUCAAGUAGACCACUAGCAGCAGACUCAACAGUUUGGAACCGGGUAUGGUUUCAAAGUAGGCUUUCAAUCGGGGUCAGGGCUUCGAAGUUGCCUUUCAAAGCAGGUUCAGGGUUUGAAAGUACGGUUCAAAGACAAAGUUCUGCUUUCAGAGUAGUGGGUGUGAUUACGGUUUCAAAUUGGAGUUGUAAAGCAGGGUUAGGGUUUCAAGAUUAUAGUUUCAAAGUAAGGGUGCAAAUUUAUCAUUUAAAUACGUCAUUAGGGUUUCAAGCAGGAUUAGGGUUCGAAAGUAGGGUUUCGACUCAGAGUUAGACUUUCAAAUUAGUGUUCGAAGACAUGGUUGGGGUUUCCAAUGUGAGUUUAAGGCCCGCAUUAGGGUUUGAAAUUGGGUUUUCUAAAGCAGGAUUGGGAUUUCACGCAAGAUUUUGGGUUUUCAAGAUGGGGUGAGGGAUUCGGGACAGGGAGUGAGGAUAAGCGGUUUGAAAAAUUGAUGGAUGGAUGGACGAGCAUGCUGCUGCCGAUGCCACUGUCGACUUUAAUCACGUUUCGGAUAUUUUUAUUAUUUUCCCACCACCGGAUGACGCGAGUGACGGCGCCUUCCCAAAAAUCUCAAAAUGUGAAAUCCGUUUUGUGUUUGUCGUUUUCUGCUUUUCAAGCGUCGCGUUGGGAAAAUGCGCUUCAGCUGUCGUCACGGUAACGGAGUUGCGCCGAAACAGGAGCACCUGACAGCGGUUGCUGUGGCCGUCGCAAUAACAGUCACGUUGUAGGGUUUUCAAACAGGGUUUGAAUUUCAAGCAGUGGUGAGAGAUUCAAAUUGGGGCUUCACGACAGUAUGUGGGUUUUAAAUUAAGGUUUAAAAACAGGAUUAAGGAUUCAAAUCAGAUUAAAUAGAAAAGCCAUGUCGACAAUUUUGUUGCCUUUAAAAAAAAAAAAAAAAAAACAUUUCUUGACUCCAAAA